AUGGGUAACGGCCAGGGAAAGCCUGUCGACCUCAACGGCGAAGUAAGUCUCAACCACUUUCGCCUUUUACGAGUCGUCGGUCGCGGUGCCUUUGGCAAAGUCCGCAUCGUUGAGCGAAAGGAUACCGGGCUAUCAUUUGCCCUGAAGUAUAUUCGCAAAGAUGAAGGUAGGCCUCAACUAUCUGCCAGACCCCUGCCCCGCAUUGUCAAGUCCGAGAGCGUCCGCAACAUCGUGCGCGAGCGUCGCAUGCUUGAGCAUGUCAACCAUCCUUUCAUUUGCAACUUGCGCUACAGCUUCCAGGAUAUUGAAUACAUGUAUUUGAUUGUCGACCUCAUGAGCGGCGGUGACCUGCGUUUUCACAUUUCCCGAAAAACAUUUACCGAAGAGGCUGUUCGCUUCUGGAUUGCGGAAUUGGCAUGCGCCUUGCGCUAUGUUCAUGCCAACAACAUCAUUCACCGAGAUGUCAAGCCGGAUAAUGUUCUUCUGGAUGCAGAUGGCCAUGUGCAUCUGACGGAUUUUAAUGUUGCGUCCGACGUCGUUCCAGGACGAGUUUUGACCAGCAAGUCUGGCACCCUCGCCUAUCUCGCGCCCGAGGUAUACGCUGGUAAGGGUUACGAUGUCCGUGCAGAUUGGUGGUCGCUCGGCGUUCUUUUUUACGAAUGCAUCUACAACAAGCGUCCUUUCGAUGGCACUUCCGAGUCCACCUUAAGCCAACAAAUUCAAUACCAACAACCCAGAUAUCCCGUUACGCAACCCCCCGUCUCUCUCCCUUGCCUUUAUGCCAUUGGCUCAGCCCUGGAUUCGAACCCGAACACUCGUCUCGGCCAUACCUGGGAUCAUUUCACUAGUCACGAAUUUUUCCGCGACAUCAACUUUGAUCACCUGGAACAGAAGCGGAUCGAGCCCAUAUUCAUACCAUCCUCUGAGAAGACGAAUUUCGAUGCCACGUAUGAUCUUGAAGAAUUACUGCUAGAGGAAGCCCCUUUGGAGGCGCGAGCGAGACGACAAAAGCCACGUGAACGUUUAAAGGAGGACGCCUCACAGCAAGAAAUCCGAGAGGAUGAGCUCUAUCGUAUGAUCGAAACGGACUUCAGCCCAUUUGAUUACACGAUAGCUGCGUACAAGAAAUACACAGAAGCUGCUGAAGAGGCUGGCAUCCCUCAACAUCCGAGACACCCACCCCCACUGCAGCCGGCUCAUGGUGACGGUCCAAGAGCCAUCACCACCGAUGAUGCAGUGCCUGCCCCCCCUGCAGGAGACGUGCCCUUCCUCGGAACAUCUGUCAGUGAUGAGGCGACUUAUCCCAAGCCGGUCCGCUCCGCCCCAGCGCCUCCCAACUAUCGAAGCGAAUACGUUUCUAGGCGGAACAUGUCCAAUAGCAACAGGAUAACAAGCCCCACUGGUGGCGUUCAAGUUACUCUUGAUGGCGGUGGUAGCUGGUCUGACCUCGCCCGUCGAGACGCGACAUUGCCCAUUGAUGCCAAUACAGCGGCCGUCUCAAAGCACGAGGGCUCAAGCAGCAUGUUUGGGUUUCUCAAGGGCAAGAAGGGUCGUAACCACAGCCCCAAGCCCAAAGAGCGGGGUGUUUUAGGGAAAGAGGGCGCUCGCGUAGUCAUCAGCUAG
Cordyceps militaris CM01 is the source of this 1623-nucleotide messenger RNA. RefSeq names its product protein kinase, putative. The record is from RefSeq and is a predicted model, not a curated record. Gene Ontology annotation, molecular function: protein serine/threonine kinase activity; ATP binding. NCBI's taxonomy places the organism in Eukaryota, Fungi, Ascomycota, Sordariomycetes, Hypocreales, Cordycipitaceae. The coding region runs from base 1 to 1623 and encodes 540 amino acids. The transcript has 7 exons. Gene Ontology annotation, biological process: peptidyl-serine phosphorylation; intracellular signal transduction.